Messenger RNA from Limulus polyphemus (Atlantic horseshoe crab), 3659 nucleotides. RefSeq names its product probable G-protein coupled receptor CG31760. The record is from RefSeq and is a predicted model, not a curated record. Gene Ontology annotation, biological process: G protein-coupled receptor signaling pathway. Bases 138 to 1202 code for a protein of 354 amino acids. Lineage: Eukaryota; Metazoa; Arthropoda; Merostomata; Xiphosura; Limulidae. Gene Ontology annotation, molecular function: G protein-coupled receptor activity. Gene Ontology annotation, cellular component: membrane. The transcript has 7 exons.
UUAAUGUCGUUUAUUUCUAGUGUUAAAAUGUCUUUUAUACAUCAAUUUGCACCACAGAAAUUAAAUAAUAAACAAGACUUGUUGAACUGAGUUGUUUGUCUUCGUCUACUUCCAGAAUUUCUCUCCUUGUGAUUUCCAUGCUUUGCGUUGUUUUGACUAUCACCUUAGCCUGCUAUGUCUAUCGGUACAGGAAAUUGAAAGUCAUCAAAGUGGCUAGUCCUGUGUUCCUGUGUAUCACUCUACUGGGCUGCGCCAUUAUGUACACAGAGAUGGCGGCCAUAUUUCCUGUCCUUGACGUUUACAGUUGUGUAGCCACCAAGUGGACACGUCAUAUGGGGUUUUGUCUUACGUAUAGUGCUUUGUUAUUGAAAACUUGGAGGGUAUCCUUAACGUACCGUGUGAAGUCCGCCCACAAGUUGAAACUAACAGAUAGACAGCUUCUCCAGUGGUUAUUUCCUAUCCUUUUCAUCAUGGGAAUCUACCUGGGUUCGUGGACUAUCUCUUCACCCCCUGAGGCCAUCUAUAUCCACGACUGGUUCAACUUAAAAUUUCGCCAGUGUGACUAUAACUGGUGGGACCACAGUUUAGCCAUAGGAGAAUUCCUCUUUCUGCUUUGGGGGAUCCGUGUUUGUUACAACGUUCGAAACGCCGAAUCCUUCUUCAAUGAGGCGAAACACAUCAGUUGGGCCAUCUACAGUAUUACUUGUGUCAAUAUUAUCAUGGUUAUGAUACAUCUAGUGAUUCUACCAAGUGCUGAUCCCGAUGUAAAAUACCUAUUCGGUUUUAUUAGAAUCCAGUUGAGUACAACAGUCACCAUCAUUUUUAUCUUUGGCCCUAAGUUUUACCGGGUAGUUAAAGGUCAAGGAGACACAUGGGACAAUCGUGCCCGGGCUCGUGGGGUAACGGCAUCCUUCUCACUAAAUGGAGUAGGACUGGUGCAUGAAGAAACACCAGAUUUGUAUCAAGAAAACGAAGAGCUGAAGGAGGAGGUCCAAAAACUAGCAGCGCAGGUUGAAUUCAUGCGGAUUGUUCACAUGGAAAUGAACAACCGCCACCUGAAGCCAAAACAUGGGAGUUUUUUCAAUCAAUCCAACACAGCCCAGAGUCCUGUAGUCAAGUCAAUGUAUAUGAAGUUUGACAGCACGGAUUCUCCUGGAUCCAGAAUCUGCCCAGCGGCAGAACUAAUCAGUGAAAGGGUUUGAAGGUAUCUUCCGAAAAAUCUGAAUCGACAAGCAUAUAAGCAUGCUAAAAAAAGUAUGGCUUAUAAAAUUAAAAAGAUCUGAUUUGGACUGUUUAAUGCUCCGUGUCAGUUUGGAAAGGCUUUUGUGUGUCUGCAGUUUUAUGAUACGAUGAUAUUGAAAUAAAACGGAAAUUCAGGGUCAGAACAGACCAUCAAGGUUAAAGUAAUUGGAAAAUGUCUUUGACCUGUUGUCGCUAUAAGCGAUUAAGAAUUAUAGCCUUGGUGGUAGCCACGUACACAGAUGGAAUUGUAUGAAUGGACAUGGUAAAUUAUUUGUGAUGGUACGUCAGUACAUUCUCCCAAGCUAGUUAUUUUAAAUCCAAUCUUUAAGACAACUAAAGGACCGAGGGCUAUCUGUGGAGAAAUUUAAAAUGUUUCAGUAGAUAUGUUUUGAAAAAUUAAAUCAAAAGUAAUAUUUUGAAAUGUUUUAGUUUACAAUUAAGAAACUUUUUUUAAACUAAUGGAGAGGCAAUCAUUUCGUACUGUCGCCUGUUGCUCUAACAUGUAAGGCGUGUGACAUUGUAUAACUUCAGGCGUGAGUAAAAUAGCCAGUUCCUGUGGUGAUAAUAAUAAUAAAAUAAGGAUCAGUGGAUUGGCAUACCGGCUCGAUCGAUACAGAAGGAUUCGUUGACUGAACAACUGUUAGAAACAAGGACGAAAUUCGUGUUGAUUUAACAUUAUUGUCGUUGAGGUUGUCCUUGUCUUGUCAGACACAGUGAAUGAGUUAUUAUUUCCUUAUAAAUAUUAAAAGACUUGUUGGUGAAGUAAUAUAUGUAUUCGUGUACGUGAACAUUUUUUCCCGAGAUUCUUAUAUCACUUAGAUAACUACUGCUGGUGACACUGAAAUUUCAGAUAGACGACUUGACGUUUGUAGUGUGACGAAGGAUUUCAAAUCUGAUAAAUGUUUGGAAAAGCCGAGUUUACAUUAAAAUUUAGAGCUCUAUAAGUGUCUAUGUUGUAUUCAUACAUGUAUAAAUAGUGGUUUUGUUUUACAAUCUAUACCUGACAGUUUGUUUCAAAGAGUCGCUGGUUAGGCAUCUUCUAACCGCUAUAAGGAGAAAAAGAAAUAUGUAUUAAUUUCUCUAUGUAAUGUUCAGUUUAAUAUCAUGUCAUUAACUCAACUAACAAAUGAUCAUUCCAUACAAAUAACAGGUGUUUUACGCACAGUAGAUCAAAUGUGUACUUUUCGUAAAAAUUGUGGUUUGAGAAAAGGACUUGUUAUUUCAAUUGAUGACAUCUCAAUCAGUUCAUGCAUCAUGUAUAAAACUGCUUUUAUUAUAUUUUCUCUACAUGCCAUAUACAGUACAGGGUGAUUAUAAAGAGUAACUCCACAUUUGAAAUUUAACUUUUUAAUUCUCUCCUUAACCCUAGGAUAUUGUGAAGAUCAAUGAAUAUUGUUUAGAACAAUAAUGCAUGAAGUGGCUUCAUUUAUGGGUAAACCUGACAUGAUCGAAAAUGACAGAAAACACACUGAACAUCGUCUGUGAUAACUUCUGAAACAGCUUAUAAAAUAUCCAAACAUUCCUUAAUAAAACGCAUGAUUAUCAAUAUGUAUCUGAAAGAAUUUCAUACCCCCUAGGGACAGUAGUUUUAACGAUAAAAUCUUCUUAGAUAUGGGAUUUUAUUUAUAAUCACUCUGUACACAUUACUAUAGUUAAAAGUUACAAUCUAAGUCUCGGCCUCACUUUAAAAAAGGAGUCACUAAUCAUUACCUGAAUAUUGAAAAUUUUAAAUAUGGACGUAUUGUAUAUUGCAUAAAGAGCUUAGUAGAAUAUAUGAUUGCCUUGACUAGCACAGAAGCAAUUUCAAUUUUGGGGCUCAUAAGACCCCAAAUUCCGCUUUCAUUUUUCUUUCACUUGAUAUAAGCAUGCCAUCCAAUAAGUACUAACUAGAUAAACUGUUUAACAUAAAAAAAAACAACAACAAAAAAAACAAAAAAAACACUAAAGCAUGUUACUUAUUAAUUUACUUAACUGUGUAACUGUAAGAUUUUUUUGUAUUUUUUUUUACUUUAGUGAUGUUGUUACGUAUCACAAAAAUUAAUCCAUUGUGGGACCCUAAUGGUUUAUAUAUCUGAUGUUUAAAAAAAGUCACUUCUGCUGAUAAGUCGAAUAUGUUAUGAUACCAUCAUGACCACACUACAUGGUACCUUUGGGUUAUCCCUCUAAAUCUAUUGAAGCAGGCUUGAAGAAGUCAUUGCAAUGCGUAUGUUGUCUUUACUAGUGGUCAAGUUGGUUUACGCGUCGACUUUCGCAACAUUGUGUUCAUAUGUUUAUUGACGUAGUUGUAGGCAGUGGAAGUGACUUUUGAAACACCCGGUUUACAAGUUUUAUGCCUUUGGGGUCUGCAGAACUUUCAUCUUUUACGUAAUGCUAUAAAUUUUCUUUUAUAUCACGAAUCUAAAUCUUUUUUUUUUUUU